GUCUCUUUGUUUGCAACGAGUUAUUUAUCUUCUAUUCAGUGAUCCAUAGAAAUAGUUCGUGAAAACGAUAAUAUUUUGUAUAAGAAGGGCACAUUCCCUCCACUGUGGCUCAAGCUACUCAGUACAGUCAGACACCCCCUUUCAACCAAUAUACCAUUACCAAUCUUUAAGACUCAGCCAUGUAUGCUUCUGUGAUAUUCUAUACCCUUGCUGCCCUUAAUGGCAUCAUGGCAUCUCCAGUCCAAGAGGCUGAGGUCGAACCACGAGCCAUUGGGCCUCGUGCGCCAUCACUUGGAGAUAUUCCAUUUCCAGCGAUGCCUGUCCGCAACCACAACAGCAACGCAAUGGGACCAAGCGGAAGCGACUGUGGCACGAACACACAGACAAAUGCCUGUUCUGCAGGAAGCCCAUACUGCUGCAGCAGCGAUGGAAAUGGCGGUCACAUUUGCUCCAACACCACCGCCUGCCAACAGACUAUAAUUUGCUGUAACAAUAACAACGGUUUCCAAAUCUGCAUCGGCGAGCUUGAUUUCAACAUGCCAAUCACUAUCAAUGUCUAUGAGUGAGAAGGUCAAUAAGUCAAUAAAGUUGUAUAGAGGAUGGUGGGAGAUAGACCAAAAAAAAGAAAAGAAAAACACCUUAGUGUAUUCGUAUAAUAGGUAGCCAACCUAUAUUCAGAAUACAUGAAAAUAUACAACCUAGUUAAAAAAUAAAAGUGGACAGUAGUAUAUAUUUCAACCCUGAG
This is a messenger RNA of Trichoderma asperellum CBS 433.97, 745 nucleotides long. RefSeq lists its product as uncharacterized. Lineage: Eukaryota; Fungi; Ascomycota; Sordariomycetes; Hypocreales; Hypocreaceae. The record is from RefSeq and is a predicted model, not a curated record.